GUCGAGCCUUCUUUGCUUGGAAUCUGAUUCCAACCGAUCCUGACUAGCCUCUGCCUCCGCGCCCCUCUCCGCAUCUGGUGUCCGGGCACCUGCCGGUCUUAGCCAUCCUAAGUCCUUCACUUUCUCUCUUCCCUUCCCGUCUCCUCCUGCCACAAAUGAAAUUGGCGGCGAUGAUCAAGAAGAUGUGCCCCAGCGAGUCGGAGCUGAACAUCCCGGCCAAAAACUGCUACCGGAUGGUCAUCCUGGGUUCUUCCAAGGUGGGCAAGACGGCCAUCGUGUCUCGCUUCCUAACGGGCCGCUUCGAGGACACUUACACGCCCACGAUCGAGGACUUCCACCGAAAGUUCUACUCCAUCCGCGGAGAAGUCUAUCAGCUGGACAUCCUUGACACUUCGGGCAAUCACCCCUUCCCGGCUAUUCGGCGCCUCUCCAUUCUCACAGGAGAUGUCUUUAUCCUAGUCUUCAGCUUGGAUAACCGAGACUCCUUUGAAGAGGUGCAGCGCCUUAAGCAGCAGAUUCUAGACACGAAGUCUUGCCUGAAGAACAAGACGAAGGAGAACAUUGAAGUGCCCCUGGUGAUCUGUGGCAACAAAGGGGAUAGGGAUUUUUACCGAGAAGUGGAGCCCAGGGAGAUAGAACAACUGGUUGGAGACGACCCUCAGCGCUGUGCCUAUUUUGAAAUCUCUGCAAAGAAGAACAGCAGCCUGGACCAGAUGUUCCAGGCCCUCUUCACCAUGGCCAAACUGCCCAGUGAAAUGAGCCCAGACCUUCACCGAAAAGUCUCAAUCCAGUACUGUGACAUAUUGCACAAGAAAGCUCUGAAGAACAAGAAACUCUUGAAAGAGGGUAGUGGAGGUGGGUCAGGAGAGGCCUUUGGUAUCGUGGCACCCUUUGCCCGAAGGCCCAGUAUCCACAGUGACCUUAUGUACAUCCGGGAGAAAGCCAUUGGGGGUAGCCAGGCCAAGGACAAAGAGCGCUGUGUCAUCAGCUAGGAGUCACCCACUCCUUUUACUAAGCUAAUAACUAAAACAAAGAAGAUUUUUUUUGUUUAAGGAAAAAAUAAAGAUGUUCUGGCUGACCCUUCCCCCAGUGGCAUGGGCUCCAGGCUAGCAUCUGACCUCCAAGUCAGCUUCCCUGGGGGUACUUACUAUCUGACCUUCCCCACCCUGUAUGAUGGGAUCACAGUGGACUAUGGGUGCUCUUCCUUUGGAGCACUUGAAACUCGAGAGAAGGAAAGAAAUGACUUAAACUAGAAAGCCCCAACCAAGCCAUGGUGGGGAAGGGGGAAUGUCCAUUACAGGACGAUCUAAGGAAAGGACAGAAAUUCAAAUGGGGUAGGGGUAGUGGUCUGGAAAUGUGCAACUUGUCAUCUGUUUUGCCAGAAUACAAAAAAAAGAGAGGCAUUUUCUAAUAUAAGACAACUGAACUGCCACAAGAUCCUCUGGCAAGAUCCUCUCCCUCUGGUAUCAAAGCUGGGAUGUGGUUGAGGGUCAAAAACCCAGGCAAUCCAACAAAAGCUAACUGUGUUUACAUGUGUUUCAGUGGAAAAAAGGAAAAAAACUUGCACUUUAUAGUAGAUAUGCUGUCAUGGACAUGAACAAAAUCUUUUUUUUUUUAAGUGUUUAUACUGUGUGUGAAAAUGUUAUGGUUAUUAUUUUUUUUAAGUAAAAUAAAAGUCAUUAAAAAUGAAAAA
Antechinus flavipes (yellow-footed antechinus) is the source of this 1693-nucleotide messenger RNA. RefSeq names its product ras related dexamethasone induced 1 (gene RASD1). Lineage: Eukaryota; Metazoa; Chordata; Mammalia; Dasyuromorphia; Dasyuridae. Gene Ontology annotation, molecular function: GTP binding; GTPase activity. Bases 156 to 992 code for a protein of 278 amino acids. The record is from RefSeq and is a predicted model, not a curated record. The transcript is spliced from 2 exons.